CGAGCCUGUCAUGAAAGAUGGUGAGAACGAGGAAUGGAUUGGCAGCGGCGGUGGCAGCCGCUGAAGAGGAGGCGCGAGCCCUCAGGGAGCAGCUGGACAGGUCGGAGGCGGCGGCUACCGCCGCAGCCGCCGCCGCCCUCGCGGCCGACGCCAUGGAGGUCCAGGACUACGGGGUCGAGGCCGAGCUCACGAGCCUCUCUUGGCUCCAGUCCCUCGACAUCACGAGUGCCUCCGGGCUCCCAACGCCUCCCUGCUCGCCAACGCCACCCCCGCCCCCACCGCCGCGCCAGCAGCCGAAGAAGAUGUCGCCCUUGCUCAAGGCGCAGCUCGAUCUUGCGGAAAAUGGCGAAAAAUAUCUUACCGAUUGCCAUAAAAAGCCACCCUAUUCCUACGCAACGCUAAUAUGUUUGGCUAUGCGGGCUAACAAUAACAAAGUCACUCUGUCAAACAUAUAUGCUUGGAUAAGAGAGAACUUCAUGUUUUACAAGAAUGCUGAUCCAUCUUGGCAGAAUUCCAUCCGGCACAAUCUCUCGCUAAACAAGUGUUUUGUAAAGCUGCCCCGGUCGAAGGACGAGCCAGGCAAGGGCGGAUUCUGGAAACUCGACCUCGAGCGGCUGGAGGAGGGUAAACGCACGCGGCGUCGCAGUGCUGUCAUAAGACGAUCGCGAUUCCCGCCGAAUCGAGGGCCGAUAGCGGCUCCGGAAUCCAAGCCCAAGGAGGCCACCGAUCACCUGGCGAGGAUUUUAGGGACGGAGGCCGCAUCCGGGCCGAGAUGCAUCGUCCUUUACGAGACGCCGCCCAAUAGCGUCUCGCCGCCGAUACCCGACAGUCUGCCCGAGGUGCCUGAGUCCACGCAGGUGAACAUCAGCGAGGAAGACUUUACAGAUUUACUGAUAGAAAGCGCAGCCUGGGACGAUGGGGUUGAGAAUCAGCUUGCACUUUUAGAUUCUGUUCUUGAUAUGCUUUAACUUUCUCUCUCUCUCUCUCUCUCUCUCUCUCUUCCUCCCUCCUUCCCACCAUCACACACUCGCGCAGUAUGUUUUUAUUACGUUACAAAUAUGACUCGUUGUUUGUACAUUCUGGUAUAACAUUUGUCAUACAUGUUUCAAAAAUUCUGUAAGUCGAUAAGCCCCAGUAAAUGAAAACGAAUUAAUAAGAACGAUUAAUUAAAUGAUCAAUGACAUUAAAUUAAAUACCGUAAAA
This is a messenger RNA of Ceratosolen solmsi marchali, 1203 nucleotides long. Its product is annotated as forkhead box protein J1-B. The transcript has 4 exons. Gene Ontology annotation, biological process: regulation of transcription by RNA polymerase II. Lineage: Eukaryota; Metazoa; Arthropoda; Insecta; Hymenoptera; Agaonidae. The coding region runs from base 18 to 968 and encodes 316 amino acids. Gene Ontology annotation, molecular function: RNA polymerase II cis-regulatory region sequence-specific DNA binding; DNA-binding transcription factor activity, RNA polymerase II-specific. The record is from RefSeq and is a predicted model, not a curated record.